This is a messenger RNA of Populus trichocarpa (black cottonwood), 3849 nucleotides long. RefSeq lists its product as uncharacterized. NCBI's taxonomy places the organism in Eukaryota, Viridiplantae, Streptophyta, Magnoliopsida, Malpighiales, Salicaceae. Gene Ontology annotation, molecular function: nucleic acid binding. The transcript has 4 exons. Bases 1 to 3849 code for a protein of 1282 amino acids. Gene Ontology annotation, biological process: DNA integration. The record is from RefSeq and is a predicted model, not a curated record.
AUGGUACGCACCCGACAAGGGACACGAACUGAGCCACCCUCCUUAGAAAGGAGGGGCAUGAACCGAGGUGCCCAAGGUUGGCAAGACGAAGAUCCCUUAGAUGAUACGGCAUCUCAUGCUCCGAUAAUACCGCCCGAAACUUUGCAGGGGGAAGAUACGGUGGCAGGAGAAGGCCCGAGGUCUCAUCAGACAGAGGGAACACCCCCAGUCGCAACGGAGCAGCGAGAAAGAUCAGAAGCACAGCCAUCUACUGUUCCAACUGGUGUGCCCCCACAAUAUGUAGAUGCAGGACUCCUUGUACAAAUAGUUAAAGCAGUGAUGGAAGGCAUGGCUAGUUCAGCAGCACAAACAACCCCUACCACGCAGAUUCCACCAGCAGCCCCUACGACCAGCAUGACCAUGGAUAAUGUGGUACCACUGGUGCGACUAGUCAAGAGUAUGAGGGAAAUGGGUUGUGAACCGUAUAUGGGGGAACAAGAUGCAGAGAUAGCUGGAAGAUGGAUCAGGAAGGUAGAAAAGACAAUGAUUCAAAUAAGCAUACCCGAGGGUUUGAGGGUAAAUUGUGCAUCCCAGUUACUAUCUGAUAGGGCCAUGACAUGGUGGGAAACAGUUCAGCUGAGGCGUGCGACUGAGACCCUAACUUGGAGUGAUUUCAAGACAGAGUUUGAGAAUCAGUUUUAUUCCAAGUAUCAUCGCAAGGUGAAAGAACAAGAGUUCUUAGCAUUAAGACAGGGUGAUAUGUCAGUAUUGGAGUACGAAAGGAGAUUCCAUGACCUCUCAUUGUUCGCCCCACAUUAUGUGCCGACAGAGGAACAUAUGAUUGAAAAGUUGAGAGAUGGUUUACGACAGGAUUUGAGACAAGGAUUGAUCGCCUUGCGAUUUAAAUCGGUGAGGGAGUUGAUUGAGGCUGCACAAGAAUUGACCACCAGGGCUGCAUCGGAUGUGGUGGCAGAAGUAGACUUGAUUCCCUUAGAGCUGCAUGAUUUUGACAUAAUACUAGGCAUGGAUUGGUUGAGUAAAUACAAGGCACUAAUAGAUUGUUAUGCUAAAACUGUUACUUUUCAAACACCUAAGGGCGAGAAAAUGACUUUUGAAGGAGAGAGAUUUCCCAAACUGAAUGCUUUAAUAUCGGUGGUAACAACCCAAAAACUUUUAAGAAAGGGAUGUAUGGGAUACCUCGCAUACAUCUUAAACUCUGAUGAUGAAGGUCCACGAUUGAAGGAUAUUCCUGUGGUGAAGGAUUUCCCAGAUGUGUUUCCAGAAGAACUACCAGGACUACCCCCGGAGCGAGAGGUAGAGGUGUCUAUAGACACUUUUCCUGGAGUCCCACCCAUAGCCCAACAACCGUAUCGGAUGGCUCCAGCAGAACUGAAUGAGUUAAAGACUCAAUUACAGGAAUUAUUAGACAAGGGGUUCAUACGGCCCAGUAAUUCUCCUUGGGGAGCACCGGUCCUAUUUGGAGCGAGGGCAUUUUCGAAGAUAGAUCUGAGAUCAAGGUACUAUCAGAUGAAGAUUAAAGAAGCGGAUGUAGCAAAGACCGCAUUUAGAACUCGUUACGGACACUAUGAAUUUUUGGUGUUACCGUUUAGGUUGACGAACGCCCCAGCCCUCUUCAUGGAUUUGAUGAAUCGGAGUGACGUUUUUGGGCAAGGUGUUUUUGUCGAGCCUCAAAAAGUCGAAGCAGUCUUGAAAUGGGAAAGACCGACUUCGGUCACUGAAAUACGUAGUUUCCUGGGACUUGCAGGAUACUAUCGGAGAUUUAUCGAAGGUUUUUCCCUGAUUGCAACCCCUUUGACCCAGCUAACUAGGAAGGAUAAGAAGUGGGUGUGGUCGGAAGAAUGUGAGGCAAGCUUCCAAGAAUUGAAGAGGAGGCUCACCACUGCUCCAGUCUUAACUCUCCCCUCAGGGACCGAGGGUUUUGUGGUAUAUAGUGAUGCCUCGGGGAAGGGAUUGGUGUGUGUUUUGAUGCAACAUGGGAAGGUGAUCGCCUAUGCAUCAAGGCAAUUAAAGACUCAUGAGGUGAACUACCCGGUGCACGACUUGGAGUUGGCAGCUGUAGUAUUUGCCUUGAGGAUAUGGAGACACUAUUUGUAUGGGUCUCGAACCCAAAUUUUUACUGAUCAUAAGAGCCUGAAGUAUCUGAUAUCGCAAAAGGAGUUGAACAUGCGGCAAAGAAGGUGGAUAGAGCUCAUUAAGGAUUAUGAUUGCACCAUAGAAUACCACCCGGGGAAAGCAAAUGUGGUGGCAGAUGCCCUCGGUCGCAAAAAUAAAGCCUCCUUGGGAAGCUUAACAGUGGGAAAGGAGCGGCAAUUGGCAGAAUUAAAAGAGUUGGGUGCAGAUUUGGGAAUUGAUGCAAAAGGUGGGUUAGUAGCCCAAUUAUUGGUGCGACCAACGUAUCGAGAACAGAUACUACAUGCCCAAUUCCAUGACAAGGUGGGAUCCAAGAUUAGGAAGAAUGUGGAGGCCGGGGUAGAAAUGAAAUUCCGAGUAGCGGAUGAUGGAUCCUUGAUGAUGGGACAACGGUUGUACGUGCCUGAUGACGAAACAGUCAAACGUAUGGUUCUGCAAGAAGCACAUGAGUCCAAAUUCUCCAUACAUCCUGGCAGUACUAAGAUGUACCGAGACCUGAAACACCUCCAUUGGUGGCCUAAUAUGAAAAGGGAAAUAGCUGAGUAUGUGUCAAAGUGUGGGAUAUGUCAACAAGUCAAGGUUGAACACCAAAGGCCUGCGGGACCAUUACAGCCAUUAAGAAUUCCAGAAUGGAAGUGGGAGAUGAUCACCAUGGAUUUCGUGUCAGGAUUUCCCAAGGGGAGAAAAGGAAAUGAUGCAAUAUGGGUCAUUGUGGAUCGGUUGACGAAAUCCGCACUAUUCUUGCCUGUAAAGCUGACCGACUCGGUGGACAAGCUUGCCAAGAUCUACAUAAAUGAGGUGGUACGACUUCAUGGGAUUCCGAUGUCCAUUGUAUCGGAUCGAGAUCCUAGGUUCACCUCUCGACUUUGGCCAAGCAUACAACAUGCCUUGGGGACAAGAUUGGACAUGAGCACUGCGUUUCACCCUCAAACGGAUGGCCAAUCGGAAAGAGUCAUUCAAGUCUUGGAAGACCUAUUACGGGCAUGUGUGCUAGAAUUUGGAGGAAACUGGGAGGAACACAUGGCAUUGGUGGAGUUCACGUAUAACAAUAGUCACCAAGCCACAAUAGGGAUGGCCCCAUAUGAAGCCUUGUAUGGUAGGAGGUGUAGAACUCCUUUAUGUUGGGAGGAAAUUGGGGACCGGAAGUUAUAUGGCGCAGAGUUAGUUCAAGUCACCACGGAGAAAGUGAGAAUUAUCAGGGAUCGCAUCAAAGCCGCACAGGAUAGACAGAAGAAGUAUGCCGAUGUGAGGAGAAGACCUCUCGAGUUCAGUACGGGGGACCAGGUGUUCCUGAAGGUAGCCCCAUGGAAGAACAUGUUACGAUUUGGAUUGAAAGGAAAGUUAACUCCCCGUUUCAUUGGACCCUUCAAAAUCUUACAACGAGUUGGACCAGUAGCCUACAAGGUGGAUUUGCCCCCACAGUUAGCCAGGGUCCAUGAUGUGUUCCAUGUCUCCUUGUUAAGGAAGGCUAACGUAGACCCCGCCCGAGUUCUACCCCAGGUCCCAGUAGAGGUCAAGGAAGACUUAACACUGGAAUUGAGGCCCAUAAGGAUACUAGAUCAAGAAGUGAAGGAGUUACGGAGCAAAAAGAUCCCCAUCGUUAGAAUCUUAUGGCGAAAUGCUCAAGUAGAAGAGGAAACUUGGGAGAGAGAGGCUGAGAUGAGAAAAAAGUACCCCAAUUUAUUUGAUCUACCAGGUAUGGAGUGUGAAACUUCUUAA